AUGUCAACUACAACUACAGACCAAGACGAAGCAUAUGACUUUUCUAGUGAACUAAUCGACUUGCUACGCUUCCAAAAUCGCCACCAAAAGCAAUUGGAAAGUGCAAUGGCCAGCGUGAAACAAGAUGCUCUUGCGCUCAUUGACCGUUGCAACGCGAUCAGCACUCGGCUAGACGACACACACCAAAAGGUCCUUGAAACCACUGACGCUUGCACGCGUACUCAACAUAGUAUCAACGCUUCCCUUCAAAAUGAUACCGAAGUCAAUACCUUGGAUGUUUUGCAAAGUACCUUGUGUCAGCGACUUUUGGAAAUCCUUGAUGAAUCCCUUGGCAACAAGGUACGGGAACAGCAACAGCAGCAGCACCGUUGCCAUGAUACCACCACUACCACGCCAUCACAACAACAACAAGAUGACGACGAAGACAUGGAUAAUGAACAUUUUUCUUCUGCUUUAUCGCCACCCUCUUCUUCAAUAGCAUCAUCCCCGCGAACAGCACCCAUGAAAAGCGAUAACGAAGAUGAAGAUACCACAGUAAUACCACAUAAUGAUCGUGUACAUAGUCGUAGAUAA
Messenger RNA from Lichtheimia ornata, 573 nucleotides. RefSeq lists its product as uncharacterized. The record is from RefSeq and is a predicted model, not a curated record. The transcript has 2 exons. The coding region runs from base 1 to 573 and encodes 190 amino acids. NCBI's taxonomy places the organism in Eukaryota, Fungi, Mucoromycota, Mucoromycetes, Mucorales, Lichtheimiaceae.